AUGUCGGUGGCUCGCAGUCAGGCGGCCGCGUCAGCCUUAAGCCCUGCUCAGGGAGCUCAGAAGAGGCUGGCGGAUGAGCAGUUUCUGCGAGAUGCGGGGAAGAUGCGAGUGGAAGAGGAGCCGAGGCGAGAUCCGAGGAAGAGACCAAUAGACUCUUCGACCGCAGAAGGGGCGAGGAGGACGAGCGUGGAACCGCUGAGUGGGCCAUUGGAGCCGUGGGUGGACAGGGAGCUAAUGUUGAAGUCGUACCACGAGGCCACCAAACGGGUGCUAAAGAUGGAGAUUGUAGAGGGUAUGUUUACCGAGGAGAUGGGGUAA
Molecule: messenger RNA, 318 nt
Organism: Prunus armeniaca (apricot)
Lineage: Eukaryota; Viridiplantae; Streptophyta; Magnoliopsida; Rosales; Rosaceae
Source: the annotation of a GenBank genome assembly